AGCCCCAAGCCCCAUCCCCUACCAUGACAUAAUUGCCUUUACUACACACAAUGCGUCCUUUGCCGCCAGGGACAGCAUGUGGAAACCGUCAGUCCGCCUUUCUACAGCCACUGGAAGGCCUCCCAUCGCCUGCCUCGCGUGCAAUCGCGCCCCACGCAUCCCCGCCACGAUAGGCCCGCCCGCCCACGUCUGCCUCUCUAGACGCUGCUUCCACGAGUACUUCGUCACCCACAUCCCCUCGUCCUCGCUGCACCCAGACUCAGGGCCUCGAUUCAGCCACAAGCUCCCGCGCGACAAGAGCACUCCCCAUGAAUCGAAAGGAGACAGUCGCUCACCGGCUGCUGUCGUGGGCGCGAACCGCGACAUGACAGUGGUGCGAAUACCGCUGAAGAGCGCAAAGCACCAUUUCGGCGUCUCGUUGUCGCGAGGCUCGCGGCCAUACAACGAAGAUGCCUUCCAAGCUGGCACCAUUGAGGUGCCUGCAUUCGCCAAACGGCGCCCCAUGUCCCUCACGAGGAAGGGCGGGGCUGCGAACGAGGUCACACCGGCCGACAGCGCCAGUGGAGACCCGCAAGUCUUCUACUUUGGCGUAUUCGAUGGACAUGGUGGUGCCAUUUGCUCUGGCUUUUUGCAGGAGCAAUUGCACGAUUACCUCGAGAAGGCGUCGCAGCAAUUUGAGCUGCAGAGUAGCUUGAACCGGGCUGGUCCCUCGCUCCCUGGCAGCAUGCAGGAUCCAGCCACUGCUCCAAAAAGCCGACAGAAAAAAGACGAGGAGAGCCUGGAGGCUAUCCAGACACACACGCCGCCCGGCAUAGAGAAGAUGCAGCCGCCCAACGGCAGAGAUCGACGUGAUCUGCCUGGCAAGCAACGAGAUGGGUCUAUACCCGGCGAUCCACCAAUACCACAGUCGGACAGCAUACGUAAGGCUGAAGAGAUGGAGCGAGAGCUUGUGAAGAACUGGAAAGAGCUCGUCGGAGGCUAUUUUCGUCGUUUCAAGCCCGAGCAUUUUUCCAUGGCGGCUGGCGGCAGAGGACACCCUCAUGAGAAGGACGCUGUCACGAAGCACCAUUCGUCAAGCUCUAGGAUAUCUGACGAGACCAUCGAGGGAGUGGGAAUCGAGACAGUACUAGAGUACGCCUUCCUCAAAGCCGACUACGACUUUGUAGCUGCGCAAGUAGGCAAGAAGGAGGAAGAUCCUGUUCGUGCAGAUAAGGCUAUCAACGACGACGACAUCCUCGGCAAACCCUCACGCGCAGGCCAGAAUAUCGGCGGUACAAACCGCUUCAAAGGUGGCAGCACAUGCAGCGUCGCUCUGAUCUCUACUCCCACGCCCUCGCCGUUCUGGCACCCAUCAUCGCCUUCUUCGCUACUCACUGCACAUGUUGGCGACACGAGAAUCCUGCUCUGCAAUACUGCGACUGGACUUGCUGUGCCGCUCACUUCCAACCAUCACCCAUCACUCCCCGAAGAAGCGACACGUCUGCGCCGAUUCGCCGCCGCUUUUGUGACCGAUUCAUUCGGUGAAGAGCGCAUCUCUGGUUUGGCCAACACCAGAGCGUUCGGCGACAUGUCAUCAAAGCGCAUUGGCGUGUCUGCCGAGCCUGAAAUUCGUCGGGUUGAGCUCUCACCCGCCGAGUACUCCUUUAUGGUACUGUGCUCUGACGGUGUCUGUGGCCAUCUGUCUGAUCAAGAGAUCGUUGAUAUCGUGAAGGAAGCGAAGACUCCUGAUCAGGCCGCCCGAGACCUCACCAGCUUUGCGGUUGAGACGUCGUCUGGCAGCGAAGGUGCAGACAACGCCACAGGGUUAGUUGUCAGACUAGGCGGCUGGGAGAGGAGAGGCGAAGGAGGUUUGGGGAGCUUGGGCACAAAGGAAAUGCGCGACUGGAGGAAGGAAGAGGCCAACGAUCCUCGACGAGGCAGGACAUGAGUAUCUUAGACAGCGUAAGUCAUCCAACGUUACUGUCUUGGCAGUCGCCAGCAGCACGGAUUGAAAGCUAAGCGUAUUUGCAUAGCUGGCGUUGUCGCGUGUCGUUAAUUGUACAUACGCCUACGGGUUCUCCUAUAGCAUUCACAUGUUCAUUUUUCAUUGAUA
This is a messenger RNA of Boeremia exigua, 2092 nucleotides long. Its product is annotated as protein phosphatase-like protein 2c. Gene Ontology annotation, molecular function: protein serine/threonine phosphatase activity; cation binding. The transcript has a single exon. Lineage: Eukaryota; Fungi; Ascomycota; Dothideomycetes; Pleosporales; Didymellaceae. The record is from RefSeq and is a predicted model, not a curated record. Bases 77 to 1927 code for a protein of 616 amino acids. Gene Ontology annotation, biological process: protein dephosphorylation.